AAUAGGGACGUUUGGGGGCAUCGAUAUAAAAAGGUCAUAGAAGUUCAGGGUUUGCUUUCUCCGACGUUGUCCAGUGCAAGGUUGUGGUGGCGGGCCUGGUGGUCGGCCGUGGAUCUGCUUCAAACUUGGAAGAGGCUCUUACUUUCGGUUUCAUCUGAGGUCCUGUUGAAUCCCCAUGGCGUCCAAGCGUAUCUUGAAGGAACUCAAGGAUUUGCAGAAGGAUCCCCCGACUUCUUGCAGCGCAGGUCCUGUAGCUGAGGACAUGUUCCAUUGGCAAGCGACAAUUAUGGGACCCUCUGAUAGCCCAUAUGCGGGAGGUGUUUUUCUAGUUACUAUUCAUUUUCCUCCUGAUUAUCCUUUCAAGCCCCCUAAGGUUGCAUUCAGGACUAAGGUCUUCCACCCGAACAUCAAUAGCAAUGGAAGCAUUUGUCUUGACAUCCUCAAAGAACAGUGGAGCCCAGCUCUUACCAUUUCUAAGGUAUUGCUCUCUAUCUGCUCGUUGCUGACUGACCCAAAUCCUGAUGAUCCUCUUGUACCGGAGAUUGCCCACAUGUAUAAGACUGACCGGGCCAAGUAUGAAGCCACUGCACGCAGCUGGACCCAGAAGUAUGCUAUGGGAUGAUCGUUGUUAAGACGGCAGAUUUGGAUUUUGCAUUACGAAGGAAUAUGUGUAAUCAUGCCUUUGUUUUCUCUUCCUGUUGCUUGUUGUUUAUUUUGGGGGUGUUGGGAGAAGAUUGAGGUGGGGCUAGCAUUUUGGUCAGAACAAUUCUCUGCUGUCAAUUUGUAUAACCGAAGGUGGGAACAGUUUAUGCACACUUGUUUGAAGCUGUUAUCUCUGGCGAUGUAGAAAUAUUCACUAGCGUAUUGCAAACUUAUUUGAAGUUGCAGCAUAAUUAAGCAAAUUAAUGUUGUUUUCAAUCUCCCA
Molecule: messenger RNA, 925 nt
Organism: Alnus glutinosa
Lineage: Eukaryota; Viridiplantae; Streptophyta; Magnoliopsida; Fagales; Betulaceae
Product: ubiquitin-conjugating enzyme E2 28
Exons: 5
Coding region: 176-622 (148 amino acids)
Biological process (GO): protein polyubiquitination
Cellular component (GO): nucleus
Molecular function (GO): ubiquitin conjugating enzyme activity
Source: RefSeq, a predicted model, not a curated record